AGUGAUAACUCGUAGUGGUUGGUAACAUCAUUUGUUGGCACGAUGGCGUCUGGCGGUGCGGAAAAUACACCAGAGGAAAGGACCGAGCCAGCGGCGCCGGCACAACCCCUCACCAAUGUUGUGAGCGAAACAGCGCACAGGAUAUUAGCAAUGAAUAAGGAUUCUGAUCUUACUGGUGUGCCACCAAAGAAGUCACGUGUCGAAGUACAAUCUCUUCCAACGAGGCAAUAUUUGGAUCAAACUGUAGUACCAAUUUUAUUACAAGCUCUAUCCACGUUGGCCAAGGAAAGACCCGCAGAUCCCAUCAGCUUUCUAGCCGGAUACUUGCUGAGGAAUAAAAAUCAAUACGAUAAUGGUGAAUCUCCACCAACUAGUCAAUGAACUGCUUACGCAUUUAUAAGUAUGUGGUGAAAAUUAAAGAAUUACAAACAUUUAUUGACACUUCUUAGGAACGUACUCAAGUUGGGCAAGGUGUAUUUGUGUAAUUUUGAAUUAAAUAAAAAUGUAUUAGCUUUUUAUCAUAUAAAA
Apis laboriosa (Himalayan honeybee) is the source of this 528-nucleotide messenger RNA. RefSeq names its product protein dpy-30 homolog. Bases 43 to 381 code for a protein of 112 amino acids. NCBI's taxonomy places the organism in Eukaryota, Metazoa, Arthropoda, Insecta, Hymenoptera, Apidae. Gene Ontology annotation, cellular component: Set1C/COMPASS complex. The record is from RefSeq and is a predicted model, not a curated record. The transcript is spliced from 3 exons.